CGCUGGAAAGAUUGACGAUACAAAAGCGGGUGUUCUCAUCCAGGUGAACGAAUUUGUGUUCACGGCAAGGUUUGUUAUGAUUGAAGGAGUGUCAUCUGUCAGGCCGUUUGAAGGGAUGGAGAGACAUCAGCUGGCUUGCGGUAUGUUGCAGAGAAUGUGCGCUCAGCUUGCGAAUAAUAAGGAAAUCGAGGUUUCUGUGUACCCUGAAGAGAACAUUCGCUGCCUCAACAAUGUCACUUUCGAGAUCGAGCUCCUCAAGAAGAACACUUCCGGAAAGCCGAUCGAUGUCGAUUGUGACAAGCUCACCACAUUGAUGAAGGAUCUCUACGGUCGCCAGAUGUUCUGCACCGACCAGCUCCUUGCCUGCAACCUGGAAGGUCUGCAGCUCCGUCUGCAUUGCACGGGCAUGGAGUUCAUCGAGAUCGAAGGCCAGAAAUCCGAGCCGGUCCUCGGCCGUCCCUGCGGCCAGCUCGUGAAGGCGUCGACCCUGCUCUUCAAGAAGAAGAAGGACGCUGCGAUCCGCAUCCAGGGCGGCUCGAGCAGCGGGAACAGCCGUCUCUUCGAGCGCGGCUUCAACUUCCAGGCGAUGGGCAUCGGCGGUCUGGACAAGGAGUUCGCCGACAUCUUCCGCCGCGCGUUCGCGUCGCGUGUGUUCCCUCCGGAAGUGCUGCGCAAGAUGGGCAUCAAGCACGUGCGCGGCAUGCUGCUGUACGGCCCUCCGGGCUGCGGUAAGACGCUGAUUGCGCGGCAGAUCGGGAAGGCGCUGAACGCGCACGAGCCGAAGGUGGUGAACGGCCCGGAGAUCCUGAACAAGUACGUGGGCGAGUCGGAAGCGAACAUCCGCGCGCUGUUCGAGGACGCGGAGAAGGAGCAGGAGGAGAUGGGCGACAACAGCGACCUGCACAUCAUCAUCUUCGAUGAAAUCGAUGCGAUCUGCAAGUCGCGAGGCGCCAACGGCGAUGGCACCGGCGUGCACGACAGCAUCGUCAACCAGCUGCUGUCCAAGAUCGAUGGCGUCGAGGCGCUGAACAACGUGCUGAUCAUCGGUAUGACCAACCGCAAAGACCUCAUCGACCCCGCGCUGCUGCGUCCGGGCCGUCUGGAGGUCCACGUGGAGAUCGGCCUGCCCUCGCACGAGGGCCGCGUGCAGAUUCUCUCGAUCCACACCAACACCAUGCGCAGCAACGGCUACCUCGCCGACGACGUGGAUCUCAACGCGCUGGCCGAGCUGACGAAGAACUUCACGGGCGCCGAGCUGGAGGGUCUGGUGAAGAGCGCGUCGUCCUUCGCGUUGGAGCGCGAGGUGGACAUCAACAACCUCACCAAGGUCUCCAUCGACCCCGAGAAGAUGCGCGUCACCUGGCAGGACUUCCAGCGCGCGCUGCAGGAAGUGCAGCCGGCGUUCGGUCUGGAGAAGGACGAGCUGUCCAUCCGCUUCCGCAACGGAAUCAUCGAGUAUUCCGAGGAGUUCAAGAAGCUGUACGCCGAGCUGAUGACGAUGGUGGACCAGGUCCGCAACUCCGACCAGACGCCGCUCAUGUCGGUCUGUCUGGACGGCAUCCAGGGCUGCGGAAAGACCGCGCUGGCCGCGUACCUCGCCGUGGAGUCAAAGUUCCCGUUCGUGAAGUUCAUCUCGGCGGAUAUGCUGCUCGGCGCCGCCGACAGCUCGAAGGCGGGCCGCAUCUCCGCCAUCUUCCAGGACGCCUACAAAUCGCCGCUGUCGAUGAUCAUUCUGGACGAUCUGGAGCGGCUGGUGGAGUACGUGCGGCUGGGACCGCGCUUCAGCAACGCGGUGCUGCAGGCGCUGCUGGUUCUGAUCAAGAAGAUCCCGCCCACGGAGGGCCGGAAGCUGAUGAUCAUCGCGACGACCUCGCAGCGAACGGCAAUGGAGGAGUUGGGCCUGAUGGACCCGUUCAACGUGAUCAAGGACAUUCCGGUGCCGUACGCGUCGCAGGAUGUCGCGAGUGUGCUGCGCAAGACUGGAGGCAUGAGCGAAGAAGUGAUCGCGAAGGUGUCUUCCGAGAUUACCAUGGGAGUGCCGAUCAAGGAGUUGCUGUUGAUCCAGGAAAUGGCGCGCAGCGAGAGUAAGAACGGCGAGAUCACCUAUGAGAGUUAUAUGGAUUGCUUCCGUUCUGUGCAUCCUGAUCUGUUGUGUGUUUCUUUCAACAAACAUUGCAAUUCAUUUCUAUACUUUGACGCAUUGUUGUAG
Molecule: messenger RNA, 2209 nt
Organism: Blastocystis hominis
Lineage: Eukaryota; Bigyra; Opalinata; Blastocystidae
Exons: 6
Coding region: 116-2209 (697 amino acids)
Biological process (GO): Golgi to plasma membrane protein transport; intra-Golgi vesicle-mediated transport; SNARE complex disassembly
Cellular component (GO): Golgi stack
Molecular function (GO): ATP hydrolysis activity; ATP binding
Source: RefSeq, a predicted model, not a curated record